Molecule: messenger RNA, 3007 nt
Organism: Nannospalax galili (Upper Galilee mountains blind mole rat)
Lineage: Eukaryota; Metazoa; Chordata; Mammalia; Rodentia; Spalacidae
Gene: Lrguk
Product: leucine rich repeats and guanylate kinase domain containing
Exons: 20
Coding region: 1-2484 (827 amino acids)
Cellular component (GO): cytosol
Molecular function (GO): GMP kinase activity; protein binding
Source: RefSeq, a predicted model, not a curated record
AUGGCGGCCUCCGAGAGCAGUCCCCAGGGGUGGAGAGUGCCUUCUCUCCAGAGAGGCCCGAGCGUUUCACGCAGUGCAGCGCAGGCGUUCCUGUCGCGCUCAGAACCUGAGCGCCAGUCUCGAUGGCCUACUUUUCCCAUGGGACAGAGGACCAAAGGGACUUGCAGUACAGCCUCCUCCUACCUGCUGCACCAACUCAUCCACCGCCCUGACGAUUCAGACGCAGACGUGUACGCAGACUUGGUGGAACCAGAGCCUGCGGAAGCGGAUUCCGAGGAGUCCUCAGAAUCCGAAAUGCUGAACUUGGAGGAGGAAUUUGAUGGGGUCCUGAGAGAGGGGAUGGUGGCUGAGGCACUCCAUGAAUUGGGGCGCUCAGGCCCUGGGACGGAGCAGGUCUACCUCAACCUAAAUUUAUCAUGCUGUGAUUUAACGGACAUCAGCAUUCUGUGUGACUACAUUCACCUGCAGAAGUUGAAUCUUUCAGCAAACAAAAUUGAAGAUUUGUCUUGUGUGAGUUGCAUGCCUUAUCUUCUAGAACUUAACGCUUCUCAGAAUAAACUGACCACGUUCUUCAAUUUCAAGCCACCCAAAAAUCUCAAGAAGGUGGAUUUUUCCUCCAACCAAAUUUCUGAAAUGUGUGACCUGUCGGCAUACCACACUCUCACUCAAUUAAUUUUGGACAACAAUGAGAUCGAAGAAAUUAGUGGCCUCGAGAACUGCCUGAGUCUGACUCACCUGAGUUUGGCCAACAACAAGAUCAGAACAAUUGAUGGUUUAAGCACAUUACCGAUCAAAACACUUUGUUUGAGCAAUAAUCAGAUCGAGAAAAUCACAGGUUUGGAGGAACUGAAAGCCUUGCAGAACCUGGACCUGUCCCACAAUCAGAUAAGUAGCCUCCAGGGCUUGGAGAAUCAUGACCUCCUGGAAGUGAUCAACUUAGAGGAUAACAAGAUUGCUGAGCUGAAUGAAAUAGAAUACAUUGAAAAUCUUCCUAUCCUUCGAAUUCUCAAUCUUCUAAGAAAUCCAAUUCAGGAAAAAUCCGAAUACUGGUUCUUUGUAAUAUUUAUGCUACUGCGACUGACGGAAUUAGAUCAGAAGAAGAUUAAAGUGGAGGAAAAGGUUUCAGCAGUGAAUAGGUAUGACCCUCCCCCUGAAGUGGUAGCUGUCCGAGAUCACCUGACCCAUGUUGUCAACAGCAUGAUGCAGCCACAGAGGAUCUUUGACAGCACUCUGCCCAGUCUGGAUGCCCCUUAUCCUAUGCUGGUCCUAGCUGGUCCUCAAGCUUGUGGAAAACGAGAACUUGCCCACCGCCUCUGCAGACAGUUUAAUACUUACUUCAGAUAUGGGGCCUGCCACACCACCAGACCACCUUACUUUGGAGAAGGGGAUCGAGUUGAUUAUCAUUUUAUCUCUCAGGAAGUUUUUGAUGAAAUGCUGAGCAUGGGAAAAUUCAUCCUAACAUUUAAUUAUGGUAAUCACAAUUAUGGAUUAAAUAGGGACACUGUGGAAGGUAUUGCAAGAGAUGGGUUAGCAAGCUGCAUUCAUAUGGAAAUAGAAGGUGUAAGAAGUUUGAAAUAUUCCUAUUUUGAGCCUCGCUAUAUCUUGGUGGUGCCUAUGGACAAGGAAAAGUAUGAAGGUUACUUGAGGAGAAAGGGAUUAUUCAGUCGUGCAGAAAUCGAAUUUGCUGUCUCCAGAGUGGACCUUUAUGUUGAAAUUAAUCAGAAAUUUCCAGGAUAUUUCGAUGCAGUGAUCAAUGCAGAUGAUCUGGAUGUUGCCUACCAAAAGCUGAGUGAGCUCAUCAGAGAAUACCUGGGAUUGACUGAGGAACCUGCUAAGAGUCUGGCUCCAGUUGCAGAUAUUAGAAUACCUUACCCGAAUUAUGAAAGAUCUCCUAGGAAGUCUACUGCUUCAAAUACGGGUGAUUUCCUGGAUUCAACAAAUAGAAACUACUUUGUUAAAUUAUGGGCCAGAUUUUCAUCCAAAAAGUCACCAGUGGAAAGAGAUUCUGUCCACAGACAGCAUGAGAUAGCCCGGCAAGCACUUAUGGGAAAGACACCCCAGGAUCACACGCUCUUGUUUCAAAGGGGUCCAGUACCAAUACCUAUGAUCAGUGGUCUACAGUAUUUUACAGCAUUAGAAGACCUACAGAAAGGUUUUGAGCUUUGUGAAGAUUAUUUAAAAACUCCCUUUGGACCACAUCCUGAAAUCAGUGCCAAGGAUUCCUAUAUGCCUAUGAGAUAUUCUACAUUAUAUCACCCUUGUCCGUGGGCCAAAGAAUUUCCUUUCCAGCUUCCGGAGGGCGGUGUUUCUUCACGCCCAGGAUCAGGAAUAAGUGAGAGUGAUGUAGAUCAGACCUUAAAAGCACUACCUAUACAAUCACCUUCACUGGAAAAAACCCAACACAGAAGACACUCGCUUACAAUAAGUUGCCCUGGUUCCAACACCAAACCCACCCUUCCUCCAAUCCCACAUGGCCACAGGUAGACCAGCACCUUGACCUCGAAUCUUUACAACCAAACAGAUUGGUGCCUUGACAUCUGAUCUUAAAUAUGACAGAAGAAACUUGUUCUGAUGAAGUCCAGUCCUUUGUCUUACCUUGCCAUGGGCCUCAGCUCUUUCUCACUGAACUAAUUCUGAAGGUUCUGCCCUAGUUCUCUUAAUCAACCUUCUAUUGUGAUUCUCUGAAGAGCAGCUUUUAUUAUUUUUUUCUUAACUUUGAAGAAUGACAUUUGUGAGGUUUCCCCAUAUUACAAAUGAUUUUUUUUCUAGCGGCUUGCUGCUCUAAGCUAUCAGAAAUCAAAAUAUCUCAAUACUUUUCAUUUUAUGUGCAGAGUGAUCUUUAGAUAUGUCUAACUGGGAUUGUGUGGUUUAAGUUUCAGGACUGUUACUAUAUACUGAGGACUAUUAAAUUAUUUUAUUCUAAUUAUGAAAACAUGGUGGAGCUCCAUUUAACUUGUGGCCAACAUGGCAUCAACUGCAUCUCUUAAAGAGAAUUAAUGAAUGUAAU